Molecule: messenger RNA, 1951 nt
Organism: Saccostrea echinata
Lineage: Eukaryota; Metazoa; Mollusca; Bivalvia; Ostreida; Ostreidae
Product: E3 ubiquitin-protein ligase TRIM71-like
Exons: 1
Coding region: 21-1709 (562 amino acids)
Molecular function (GO): protein binding; zinc ion binding
Source: RefSeq, a predicted model, not a curated record
AUACUAGGUCUACUUUGAUCAUGGACCCCCGUACCAGUGCCCAGGACGUGAUGCGAUGUGACCUGUGUGAGACUGCUGUGGUACAGAUGCACUGUGAUACAUGUCUUGUCAACCUGUGCACAGCUUGUGUUGGAAAACACAUGAUAUCUGAUGAAUCCAAAAGACAUGAAAUUGUCCCAUUCAAGCUUCGAAAAUCUACUCCCCUCUACCCUGGAUGUACAUUUCAUGACAAAGAACAGUGUGAAAUGUACUGUAAUCAAUGUGACAUUCCUGUAUGUGCAACCUGCCUUGCUUCAGAUCAACAUCUAGGUCAUAAAUUAUUAAAAAUCUUACAAGUUCUUGAUGAAAAAAGAGAUAAGAUUAUCAAAGAACAAACUGAAUUAAAUGAUACAAUUUACCCAACCUACCAGGACAUUGCCUCUGAUGUACAAAACAGAAUGAGUCAGUUAGAAAAGGAAUAUGGAGAUCUCUCAACAGCCAUAACAAAACAUGGAGAGGACUGGCACAGAGAAAUUGACAAACUUGUCAAGAAACUUAAAGCUGAAGUUGAUGAGAUGAAAAACACACAGUUACAAACUCUACAAAAACAUCUGGAUGAAAUAAACAAGACAAUGUCUGACAUCAAGGAUGAAAUCAAUUCAUCUUAUACUGUUGUAGACUCGAAUGAAAUUUCAAAGCUUUUUAACUUUACAACUGUUAUAGAAACAUACAAAAAUCUUCCACAUAAAAUUGUGCUGUCUUUACCAAAAUUCAGACCAGACAAAAUUCAAGGAAAAGAGCUAAGCAAACUAUUUGGAAGUUUAUCAUCAAGUUCUCUUACUUCAGAUAAACAUGGCUACAGCAUGAAAAGAACACAGAAAUCAACAGAAGCUGGAUCCUCUCCUCCAGUCAAACAGUUGCUUGAUGAACCAGAGACUGUCACCACCAUAGACACUGGGUAUGAUAGACUUUACAGUGUGGCCUGUCUGAGUGAUGAAGAAAUCUGGACAAGUGGAAAUGGCAGCACCAUGAAACUCUACAGCAUCAAUCAGGGAUCACUACUCAAGUCAAUCACAACCAUGUCAGGGAACAGACCAUAUGACAUAGCAGUAACAAAAAGUGGAGAUCUAGUUUAUACUGAUUACAUUGAUAGAACUGUGAACAUUGUGAAGAAUGAGAAGGUAGAGGAGGUGAUCAGACUACAGAACUGGAUACCUACAGGUGUCUGUAGUACCUCCUCUGGUGACCUCCUGGUUAUCUUGGACAGUAUUGAUAGAAAACCAACAAAAGUUGUCUGUUACUCUGGCUCCACAGAGAAACAAACCAUUCAGUUUGAUGAUAAAGGUAAACCUCUCUAUUCAUGUAGUUAUAGUGGCAGAUACAUUACUGGGAACAGGAACCUGGAUAUCUGUGUGUCUGACUAUGUAGCUAAUGCAGUAGUGGUGGUCAAUCAGGCCGGGAAACUGAGAUUCAGGUACACUGGACAUACUCCUGCUCCAAAGAACAAACCAUUCACUCCACAAGGAAUCACCACAGACAGUCAGAGUCACAUCCUUACAGCUGAUAAUAACAAUGAAUGUGUCCACAUCAUAGACCAGGAUGGACAGUUCCUCCGUUACUUAGAUUCUGGACUAAAAAAUCCCAUAGGACUAUGUAUAGAUACAAAUGAAAAUCUGCUUAUUGCUCAAAAUCAUAAAGGACAAAUGAAGAAAAUAAAAUAUCUGCAGUGAAACAGUGCCUACAAAAUGCUGUAUUUAAUGUCAAUAAUUAAAUAAUUUCUCACCAUACUCUAUAAAAGAUAACAUUAUAAGUACAUGGAUUUUUCAUCUGAUUGCUGCAGGUAUAAGCAAUGAUGUUGAAAAUAUCAUGCAUGUUAUUGUAUGAGGGUCAUUCAAAAAGUUUGUAGACUUUUGUCAAAACAUUUUUAUUUGACGACAUAUUAUAACCAAAUUUGAUAGACAUACUUUAACAA